AUGGGACGAGGAAUAAGAGGCGGUGAGGGCGAGCCUGCUGGGCCCCGCCGCCACUCGCAACUCCUUCGGGAUCGACCCGCUGUAGGUGGCAGCAUGUCAGGUCAGGGGCGGGUUCCGGCCUCUGUGGACGUGACAGCUGGCAUGCUCGCCGUGCAGCUGCAGGACCCGGACCUCUGGCGCUUCGCAAACUGCCCCACAUGGCCGCCCCACAUGGAUCCGCCUCUCCCCCCAUUCGUGCUCCGCCAGUCAUAUGCAACCGUCAUCAUUAGGUUCGUGAGUGGCCUGUCACACAGACUCUGUGUGACAAUACCAGCACUGGGUCGGUCGGUGGUGAGGGUGGCGGCACACAUGGGCAUCCCGAGACUGCUGGUGGAUGUGCGGAAUUGUAAGGCUCGUCUCAGUAGGCCUUGGCUUGGCCCACAUUCGCCUGCUGCAGCUGCCGGUGCUGUUGCGACUGGCUGUCACUCAGGUGGCAGCAUGGCAGGUCAGGGCCCGGGUCCCGGCUUCCGUGGACGUGACAGCUGGCAUGCUCGCCGUGCAGCGGGCAGGACCCGGACCUCUGCCCUGGCCCACAAUACCCUGCUCCAGCUGCUGCAGCUGAAGCUCCCCGUACCAUGCUUCCGCUCCCCGUACCAUGCUUCCUCUCCCCGUACCAUGCUUCCUCUCCCCGUACCAUGCUUCCUCUCCCCGUACCAUGCUUCCUCUCCCCGUACCAUGCGUCCUCUCCCCGUACCAUGCUUCCUCUCCCCGUACCAUGCUUCCUCUCCCCGUACCAUGCUUCCUCUCCCCGUACCAUGCGUCCUCUCCCCGUACCAUGCUUCCUCUCCCCGUACCAUGCUUCCUCUCCCCGUACCAUGCUUCCUCUCCCCGUACCAUGCUUCCGCUCCCCGUACCAUGCUUCCUCUCCCCGUACCAUGCUUCCUCUCCCCGUACCAUGCGUCCUCUCCCCGUACCAUGCUUCCUCUCCCCGUACCAUGCUUCCUCUCCCCGUACCAUGCUUCCGCUCCCCGUACCAUGCUUCCUCUCCCCGUACCAUGCUUCCUCUCCCCGUACCAUGCGUCCUCUCCCCGUACCAUGCUUCCUCUCCCCGUACCAUGCUUCCUCUCCCCGUACCAUGCUUCCUCUCCCCGUACCAUGCUUCCGCUCCCCGUACCAUGCUUCCGCUCCCCGUACCAUGCUUCCUCUCCCCGUACCAUGCUUCCUCUCCCCGUACCAUGCGUCCUCUCCCCGUACCAUGCUUCCUCUCCCCGUACCAUGCUUCCUCUCCCCGUACCAUGCUUCCGCUCCCCGUACCAUGCUUCCUCUCCCCGUACCAUGCUUCCUCUCCCCGUACCAUGCUUCCGCUCCCCGUACCAUGCUUCCUCUCCCCGUACCAUGCUUCCUCUCCCCGUACCAUGCUUCCUCUCCCCGUACCAUGCUUCCGCUCCCCGUACCAUGCUUCCUCUCCCCGUACCAUGCUUCCUCUCCCCGUACCAUGCUUCCUCUCCCCGUACCAUGCUUCCUCUCCCCGUACCAUGCUUCCGCUCCCCGUACCAUGCUUCCUCUCCCCGUACCAUGCUUCCUCUCCCCGUACCAUGCUUCCGCUCCCCGUACCAUGCUUCCUCUCCCCGUACCAUGCUUCCGCUCCCCGUACCAUGCUUCCUCUCCCCGUACCAUGCUUCCUCUCCCCGUACCAUGCUUCCUCUCCCCGUACCAUGCUUCCUCUCCCCGUACCAUGCUUCCGCUCCCCGUACCAUGCUUCCUCUCCCCGUACCAUGCUUCCGCUCCCUGUACCAUGCUUCCUCUCCCCGUACCAUGCUUCCUCUCCCCGUACCAUGCUUCCGCUCCCCGUACCAUGCUUCCUCUCCCCGUACCAUGCUUCCUCUCCCCGUACCAUGCUUCCUCUCCCCGUACCAUGCUUCCGCUCCCCGUACCAUGCUUCCUCUCCCCGUACCAUGCUUCCUCUCCCCGUACCAUGCUUCCGCUCCCUGUACCAUGCUUCCUCUCCCCGUACCAUGCUUCCUCUCCCCGUACCAUGCUUCCGCUCCCUGUACCAUGCUUCCUCUCCCCGUACCAUGCUUCCUCUCCCCGUACCAUGCUUCCGCUCCCCGUACCAUGCUUCCUCUCCCCGUACCAUGCUUCCGCUCCCCGUACCAUGCUUCCGCUCCCCGUACCAUGCUUCCUCUCCCCGUACCAUGCUUCCUCUCCCCGUACCAUGCUUCCGCUCCCCCUCCUGCCGCCGCAUUUACGUUCUCAGCUGCCGGCGUCUCAAUCGCCGCGACCUAUCCGCCGUCGCCACUACUCUCGCACCGCUUUUCUUCCUUGCGGGGCAUUUCGCCGCCGCCGCCGCUGCUUCUCUCGACGCGGGGCAUUUCGCCGCCGCCGCCACUGUUCCCACUCGCCGCGGGGCAUUUCGCCGCCGCCGCCACUGCUCCCACUCGCCGCGGGGCAUUUCGCCGCCGCCGCCACUGCUCCCACUCGCCGCGGGGCAUUUCGCCGCCGCCGCCUCUGCUCCCACUCGCCGCGGGGCAUUUCGCCGCCGCCGCCACUGCUCCCACUCGCCGCGGGGCAUUUCGCCUCCGCCGCCACUGCUCCCACUCGCCGCGGGGCAUUUCGCCUCCGCCGCCACUACUCCACUCGCCGCGGGGCAUUUCGCCGCCGCCGCCACUGCUCCCACUCGCCGCGGGGCAUUUCGCCGCCGCCGCCACUGCUCCCACUCGCCGCGGGGCAUUUCGCCUCCGCCGCCUCUACUCACUCGCUGCGGGCAAUUUGCCGCCGCCACUGCCUCUCCUCGCUGCAAGACACUUCGCCGCGGCUGCUCCUACUCUCCCUCGCCGCCAAGCACUUAGCUACUGCCUCAUCUCUUCCUCCCCGCCGCUCCCUCGACCCUUCCCCCCCCCCCCAUUGCUUCCGCCCACCGUUUCCUCUCCCGCUGCCUCUCUCAUACUAUCUCUGCUCUCCGCCUCUCCUGCCACGCUACUGCUCCCAAUCCUCUCCCACAAUUUCAACACUCUCUCCAUUGAUCGGCUCGAGCUCGCUCCCGAUCAGAGCGCUAUCAACUGGUACUCCUACACAGGGAGCAUGCGCCACCUCCUCGGCGUCAUCCACAUCCCCAACACCUCCUCCACCCUCCUCGACCUUGUCCUCCGCCAUGCUGCCGCUCUCCCGCCAACGCCCCCUAUGUCCCCUGGAUCGGCCCCCACUCUCCCGCCUGACCCUGGACCUGAACCUGACGAACCAGAUCUGCCCGCUGCCUCCACGGAUCCUGUUCGCCAAGCCGCUGAUGAAGCAGCCUACGAUCUCGAGCGGCGUCGGUUCCUCACGCUCCGAGCGGACCAUCGUGCGGCUCGCGAGCAAUACGACAUGCGCCAAGCUGCCAUAAUAAAUCACCGCACCAUGGCUGACCGCUACACUCUCGCGCUCGCUGAAUAUACCGCUAAAGCUGCUGCUUGGAAGGAAUCUGACCUUUCUGCCUCUAAUAUUAUCCUUGGUGGUCUCCCCCCCGCUCUAAUGCGAGACUUUCAGGAACAAGAGCUUCCCGCACCUGCCCUUUGGGCCUCCCUUCACGCCAUGUUUGAGCGCCAUGACGUCAACUCCGUGGGGCUGCUCCUUGACGAAUACUGGGAGACAACGCUCGCAACCUGCACUGGUGCCGUCGCCUACACCGGCCGCAUGACCUCUCUCGCCAAGCGACUUAAGGCUCGCCAGUCCGAACUCCCCCAGUUCAUCCAGAUAGAUCGUCUUCUCCGCGGUCUCAACCCGUCCUACGACAUGCACGUCAUUGCCUUCCGCGAAAAUCAGCCGUUUGCGGAUGUUGCUGCUGUCGUUCAAUGGAUCAUUAACACCGAAACCCGCCUCCUUCGUACCAACCCGCCUUCUCUCAACACGGCUCAAGCACCCGCGCCAGAACUCAACGCCACCCAGACACGCGGUGGUGGGCGUGGUGGUGGUCGCGGUGGCGGACGUGGAGGUGGGCGUGGUGGCGGCCGUGGUGGUGGACGUGGUGGCACCUUUGGUGGACGCACUCCUUCUGGCACGGGCGGCCCUGGAGGAAGUGGACGUGGUGCCGCAGCCGCACCAGCAGCCACAGCAGCCGCCCUGGGGAGGUGGGGGAGGCGCAGCCGCCACAGCAGCGGCAGCGGCAGCAGCAGCAGCAGCAGCAGCAGCAGCAGCAACUGCCGCCUGGCAGCAGCAACCUCUUGGCUUCGGUUCUGCCGCCACCGCCGCCCAUACCUCCCCAGCUGA
Closterium sp. Naga37s-1 is the source of this 4224-nucleotide messenger RNA. NCBI's taxonomy places the organism in Eukaryota, Viridiplantae, Streptophyta, Zygnematophyceae, Desmidiales, Closteriaceae. The record is from the annotation of a GenBank genome assembly.